This is a messenger RNA of Vidua macroura (Pin-tailed whydah), 2512 nucleotides long. RefSeq names its product regulator of G protein signaling 18 (gene RGS18). The coding region runs from base 168 to 875 and encodes 235 amino acids. The transcript is spliced from 5 exons. Lineage: Eukaryota; Metazoa; Chordata; Aves; Passeriformes; Viduidae. The record is from RefSeq and is a predicted model, not a curated record.
AGCUGCAGUGGCCAGGGCAGAGCCACCUCCUGCCACCACCUCCUCUGGACACGGGGCUGGGGCUGGCCAGGGCAGUGCAGGCUGCUGCGGCAUGUGAGAGCCGGAGCCAGCACGCACCGGGGGCAAGGGAGCAAAGGGAACCUUGCUGGAAGCUUUUCUAGAGGAAGAUGGAGAACCCACUUCUUUUAUUCCCCCAGCUCAACAUUUCUGCUUCAAAGGAUAAACCCUAUUACAAACUCAUGAAAUCAGCAAUUAAGGAAGAGUCACACAAGGCGAGCAAGCCUGGAGCUAAGCAGAAGAGAAAAAGGCUGAGCCUGCUCCUGCAGAAACCUGAUUUCCAUGAAGGUGAUCACCUUGGCAAACCUGGAAACUUGACAAAAGCAGCAAGCAGUGUGUCUCCUGAAGAAGCAGUGAAAUGGGGAGAGUCUUUUGACAAACUUCUUUCUGAGAAAGCUGGGCUGGAUGCCUUCACAAAGUUUCUGAAAACUGAGUUCAGUGAAGAGAAUAUCGAGUUCUGGAUAGCCUGCGAGGAUUACAAGAAAAGUAAAAGUGCACAUGAAUUUCUGCCAAAAGCCAAGACUAUUUUUGAAACAUUCAUACAAAAAGAUGCUCCAAAAGAGGUGAAUCUGGACUUUCACACCAAGGAAGUCACAAGCCAGAGCAUGGGGCAGCCCCUGCGCAGCACCUUCGACGCGGCGCAGAGCACGGUGUACCGGCUGAUGGAGCAGGACAGCUACCCCCGCUUCCUGAGAUCCGCUCCCUACCUCAGCCUGCUGCAGGGCCGGCCCCCGGCCCGGGCCCCGCUCCGCCGCCGCUCCCGCUCCUUCACCGUCAGCGACUUCCAGGGUGUGCGCCCAGACCUCACCGUGUGGUGACAACCGAGCUCAGCCCCCUCAACCCCGUGUGUCACCGUGUGGUGACAACCGAGCUCAGCCCCCUCAACCCCAAGUGUCACCAUGAGGUGACAACCGAGCUCAGCCCCCCUGAACCCCAUGUGUCACCGUGUGGUGACAACCGAGCUAAGCCCUCCUCAACCCCGUGUGUCACCGUGUGGUGACAACCAAGCUCAGCCCUCCUGAACCCCGUGUGUCACCAUGUGGUGACAACCAAACUAAGCCCUCCUCAACCCCAAGUGUCACCGUGUGGUGACAACCCAACUAAGCCCUCCUCAACCCCGUGUGUCACCGUGUGGUGACAACCAAGCUCAGCCCUCCUCAACCCCAGCUCCCGCAGCAACCCGGGUGUGUUUUAAACCCCAAACCCUCAGCAGAUGUAACUAAGUUGUGAAGCAAAAGAGAAUUCACUUACACCAGAAUCUCACUUUCAUAGAAAUGUAGGUGAUGUAUUGGCAAGUCAUAGCAUGCACAGUUUUCAUACAGGAUAUUUUUUUUUUUUUUAACUCAGGCAAAAGCUGUGAUCAGAUUUGGGAUCUACUUAAAAAUGUCUCAUAUAAUGCCAUUUGAUAUUACCCAACAUGUACCCUGGGCCUGCAUCAUUUAGGCCAGAGUUUCAUCACUAUUAGAAUCUCUGUAUCCAGUCUUUGCACACAUUUAUGUUUUUGCAGUAUUUCCUACUCUAAGCACAGAGAAUUUGUGUGUGCACAAAUACAGUAUUUUCUCAUACAGUAAAACACACAGGAACAUUAUUAUUAGGUAUAAUGCAAAGUUACAUGAAUUUUAACUAAAGAUACUGCAUAAUUAAAUCUAUAACUAAAAUGUAGCCAUUGCCUAUUUUAAGAGGAACGUAAAAAUACCUAUUUAAUUUUUGGGGGUACAUUUUUCUUAUUCCACAUGUCUGUUGUCUAUUUCUAAGUUAUGAUGUAUAUAUUAGCUUUGGCAUCAAAUACAUGUAUUCUAAUUUUUUGCAACUAAAUGAGCAGCAGCAAAGGGACAAGAAUGCUAUUUUAACACAAUGUGUAUCCUUAAGUACCAGCUGAUGUCUAUGUAUAUAAAUGUAAAAUAUUUCUACUUUUAUUUAUAAAUAGUCGUGGUAUACCAGCUUUGUUACUAAACUUUGUUCUAAUUUUUUUUCUGCCUUUUGUUUUGAAAAUGUAUCUGAAAAUUAACAGCUCUUGGUCUCAGGCAGAGCAACUUUCAGUUCCAUUGGUCAUUAAUAUCCUCUCUAUAUGUUGUAGAAGAGGAAGGAGAAAUCUUUUUUAUUUCUUUACUAUCAAAGACAGACAUAUUCUUUUAUAGUCAGCACACACAGUCAUUCUGUCCUUUUCUUUCACGGUUGAUGCAGACAUACCUUGAAGCUUGGGGCAGUUUUUAAAAUCUUAAACAUUGGUUCAGUUUAGGAAGGGGCUGCAGGAUUUACCUGUAACUAUGACUUGUAUAUUCUGUUGUUUCUUGAGGAAUUUAAGCUUUCUCCCUUUCCCUCCACUUUCUGUAAGUGGUGAAGGAGAAGAGGUGCAGUUCCUGAGGAUGGGACUUUGUGUUCAUUGUUAAUUUGGGGUGUAUAUGAACUGCUGGAUCUGCAGGUUUCCCUGUCUGCUUUAUUAACUUCCAAUAAA